UGUUGGCCCCCUCCCCUCCUCGUGGUCGGCAUCUGGCCUCGCGCGAUGAUUAGAUUAAUUAGAUCGUACGGUUAGGAUCGUCUAGUUUGUAGGAAUCGACUGACUUAUAUUUGUUAUUAUGGCUUCCUUGGUUGCGGAUUACGGGACUUCCUCCGGUUCGGACGGCGAAACGGAUGACGACGUUUCGGAUAAUGCCUUUAAGGGUGUGGAGAAGGUGGAGUCAGAUGAAGAGGACGAAGAAGAAGAGAAUAACAAAGAGGAGAACAACAGGGAUAAUGGUGGACACGUAAGAAUAAUUGAAACAACAGCUUCCAAAGAAAAGCUUCCAUUACCCACGCCAGAUUUCAACAGCGCGUCCACGUUACUGAGGACUUCAGUAUUCCUGAAUCCAUUUGUUGAGGCAGAGCGAGCAAAGAGUGCGAUCCUGGAGAAGCAUGUAAAGAUGACGCCCACGUUAGACGACACGAAGAUGAUAAACGGCCGCAAGAUUUGCUGGAACUAUCGGAAGGGUCGUUGCCGUUUCGGCCACAAUUGUACUUUCGCCCACGACUCGGAUUUGCAUCGCAGCGCGGCCGAAUUGGAGGCCCUACGAACGCCACAGGAAACGCUGGUCUGUCAAACUCGGUAUAAUGGGCAACAGCAACUGCAGCAGCAGCAACAGCAGCAGCAGCAGCAGGUACCGCCGCUCGCGAACGACGACGAGAAUGAGGUAGAUCAGGAGAACAAUCAGACAGCGAACAGAAAGCGUAAGAAAAGGCCCGGCCUGUGCCAAUUGUUGCUUCCGAGUAAAAAAGUCUAUAAGCAGUUUAAAGCGCAACAACAACAACAGCAACAACAAACCAAAACUAGAUGAAUACUAUUUCUUUAUUUGAUAUAGUAAUAGGUUGAUGAAAUUGUCUUCUAGCCGAGUCGUUAUAUAUUUUUUGCGAAUCGGAAAAUACGCGCAAUAUGCAUCUCUCCAAAAUAUUAAACAGACCUUGCGGACACUUUUAAUAAACAAAAAUUAUGAAAAAAAUUUGGCAAAACAGAAAUUGUGAGAAAGUAAAAAUUAUAGGAGAAAAAAGAUCAUAGCGAAUAAUUUUAAAUUCAUUCUUAUAUUACGCUUUUGAGAAUCGAAUUUUCAUCUUUUAUCAAAAAAUAAAAUGGAACCUAUUAGCGUAUAGCGAUGAGACUAACCGAGAUCUUGCAUAUUUCAUCUAAGGUCUAGCUUAAUAUUUAAUUAAAAGAUUGCGCGAAUAAAAAAAUUUGUUAGAUAUAUAAAGGAAAAAGAAAAAAUUCCGACUUAUGCUUCCAAUAUGAAGAAACAUACGAUGUGUAGAAUAGGAACUUUUAAUUAAGAGAAACUUUUGUCUCAUAAAUUCGCAAAGACUAUCCAAUGUGUGCACAAACAGACGCAUGUUGCGAUCUUCUUAAAAUUCGUCUUUUGUAACGCAAUGAACGCAUAAAUCAUGUCUUCUUGUUAUUUCGUUUUCUCAUAUUUAUCAUCUUUAGCUAAUUAUUUACUAAAUAUUUGAUAAUACUGUUUGUGAGAGUACCAAAUAACAUUUUACGAUUCCAUACAUAGAGUAUGUAAUAUCAUGAUAGAAUCCGACUGAAAUCACAUUUUUACUUCCGACCGAAACCGAAAACGAAUAUUCGGUUGUCAUUCAAUUUCGGCCAAAAACGGAACCAAAACCGAAACUUAGAUAAGUCUUAUUAAAAGAAAAAAUGAGAGAGAGAGAAGCUAAAGGAGUUAUAUUUUUUUCAGCCGGAGUCGAAGUCGAUAAUUUUUUGAUUAAUUUUAUGGAGACCGUAUGAUUUUCAGAAAUCAUGACAAAUUUAUGUACUCUUUAAAAAACAAGAUUUUAUUAAAAUAUCUAACUAUAAUAAUAUAGCAUCCUCUUUUAAAGAAAUCAAAUGUUAUUGAGGCCAUAUCAAAGCUUGUCUUAAGCACAAAUUGUCUUAAGCUUAAUAAACGAGUUAAUGAUUAAAAUCAAAUAGUUAUUUUUUUAAUGCUCACCGGCGCGUUGCAAUUUGUGCAAUUUCGGUUUACCCACCGAAAUUUUCUCUUAAUUUCGACCAAAACCGAAAUCAAACCGAAACCCCGAUUUUUGUCCGAAACUGACCGAAAUCGAAACCUCCAAAAUUUCGGUCGGACUCUAUGUCAUGAUAUUUGGCGAAUUAGGAAUACAUCCCGCUUUCCACAUUCUUUAUACCCACAUGCGAAGAAACAUCCUAUAUACCUGACACAAUAGUACUUCCAUGCGUUUUUGUGAAUUUAGGAGUAAUCCAAGCGCAAUUGCUUGAUUAUAUUCCUCUUUUUUAUAAGAUAUAAAUCUUUAUUUUUUUUUUUACAUUUCCUUAUACUGCGAUCGAUGAGACAAAUCGAUACUCUUAAAUCAGAUGUAAUAUUGUAGAUAUUGUGAAUGAUGGAGAAAAGUUGUUUAGUAAUACAUUAAUCUUUUUAAUAAAAAAGCAAUUACGAUAAUAGAUUGAAACAAAAUAGAAGGAUCGUAACAAACUAAAUGUUUACUUUCCACUCUAAGGGUAAGUCCACAACCUUGCUUUAAGAGGCCGUAAGCUGUAAGUUGUAAAUGACGAUAUAUCGGCCACAGAGCUUAUACUUUUAGGCCGUAAGAAUAGGGUUUUGCUCUAUUCGCUUAAGUCUAACGGUUAAAGCCUAAAGACUGCGCAAAAACAGUCUAAAUACAGAAAUUGUCACUUAAUCUCUUUUGACUUAUGACUUAAGGCUUCUUAAAACAAGGUUGUAAACUAAGUGGUUAAACAGUGUUUUACUAAUACGUUAAUUGUCUGUUGGAAAAAAGGAUAAUGAUAAAUAAUUACGAUAAUAGAUCAAAAUAAGAGAAACAGUGUAGAAAACUAAGAGUUUAUCUAAACUGUAACUCGAAAAAAGAGACUCCUCCUUUGUGAGGAUUUCUAACAGGUUGCCAAUAAAUGAUUCAGCUGUGCUGAAACAAUGUCUUGCUUAAUUCGUAUUUUCUUCUAUACCUAAUAUAUUAAUA
This is a messenger RNA of Trachymyrmex cornetzi, 3002 nucleotides long. RefSeq lists its product as uncharacterized. Gene Ontology annotation, molecular function: metal ion binding. Lineage: Eukaryota; Metazoa; Arthropoda; Insecta; Hymenoptera; Formicidae. The record is from RefSeq and is a predicted model, not a curated record. The transcript is spliced from 2 exons. The coding region runs from base 119 to 853 and encodes 244 amino acids.